UCACCAACGCCACACAGGCAGUUAACAUUAGAUUGUCGACAAAGCAACACCGAAUUUACAUACUCUAUCUUUGACUGUCAGUAGCAGUGCGUUGUGAAAAGUUUUGGUCGGGACCAGUGUGUUUUACCAAUAUCUUUGAGAAAAAUGGCGAAAGUCAGCGUGGAUCUACCUGAUAUCGAGAAUCUAUUGGCCUUGAAUCCAAAAGUACAUACGCACACGUCGCUUGUACCAUCGGCGGUGACCAAAAAGAAUAAAGCCCAUUGGAAGCGAAACAUUGACAAAAAGUGUGGCUCUUGCCACACUUUGGAAAAUAAUUUCAAUGACAUCAAACCAACAACUUUGAGCGAACGUGGAGCGUUGAAGGAAGCAGCUAGAUGUCUGAAAUGUGCCGAUGCUCCAUGCCAAAAGUCUUGUCCAACUCAAUUGGAUGUAAAAUCUUUUAUUACUAGCAUUGCUAAUAAGAACUACUAUGGCGCAGCUAAGGCUAUCUUCUCCGAUAACCCUUUGGGUAUCACGUGUGGUAUGGUCUGCCCUACCAGCGAUCUUUGCGUUGGUGGCUGCAAUCUACAAGCUUCUGAAGAAGGCGCAAUUAAUAUUGGAGGAUUACAACAAUUCGCCACUGAAAUCUUUAGUAAAAUGGGCGUACGUCAAACGCGUGAUCCACGCACUCCAACUCCGGUAGGUGCUGGACGUAAAAUCGUUCUUUUGGGUGCGGGACCCGCCAGUUUAUCAUGCGCAACAUUCCUUGGGCGUCUUGGAUAUACCGAUAUCACUAUCUAUGAAAAACAGGAAUUUGUAGGAGGACUUAGCGCGUCCGAGAUUCCUCAAUACCGUCUGCCAAUGACGGUCGUCAACUUUGAAAUUGGUUUAGUUAAAGAUCUCGGGGUAAAAAUCGAAUGCGGACGUGCUCUCAGCGCUAAGGACUUAACCAUCGAUGGUAUUCUAAGCAAUGGCGCACAUGCAGUGUUCCUAGGUAUUGGUUUACCUCAAGCUAAACCAAAUCCAUUGUUUGCGAAACUCACCACUGAUAUGGGUUUUUAUACAUCAAAGAGUUUUCUGCCAUUGGUAGCUAAAGCUAGCAAACCAGGAAUGUGCGCAUGUAAAGCCCUAGCCUCCGCAAUGCCAAAACUUCAUGGUAAAGUGAUUGUUUUGGGAGCUGGAGACACUGCCUUUGAUUGCGCCACCAGCGCCUUGCGUUGUGGAGCGAAAAAAGUGUUCCUUGUCUUCAGACGUGGGUUCAGCAACAUUCGGGCUGUCCCCGAAGAAGUUUCUCUUGCUAUUGAAGAGAAGUGUGAAUUGAUUGGUUUCCUAACACCCCAGGAUGUUAACAUCAAAGAGGGAAAAAUUACGUCCAUUACUUUCGCUCGUAAUUAUGAAGAUGACGAUGGAAAAUGGAUAACUGAUAAAGAACAAUUGACUACCUUGAAGGCUGACUUUUUGAUUUCGGCAUUCGGGUCUGGACUUGAAGAUCGAGACAUGAUUCAAGCAUUGGGUUCCUUGAAACUCAAAGACAACAACCUUCCAGUAGUUGACCCGAUUACCAUGCAAACAUCCCAUAAGAGCGUUUUCUGCGGUGGGGACCUCGCAGGUGUAGCAGAGACAACAGUCGAAGCUGUGAAUGAUGGUAAAAACGCCGCGUGGAAUAUCCACUGCUACUUGCAAGCUAUGCCUCAUGAUUCCAAACCAAAAUUACCCCUAUUCCACACCGACAUCGAUGAGGUUGACCUCUCUGUAGAAAUGUGCGGAAUUAAAUUCGAAAAUCCCUUCGGAUUAGCUUCCGCUCCACCAGCUACCAGUACCGCUAUGAUUCGUCGUUCCUUCGAGCAAGGAUGGGGCUAUGCCGUAACAAAAACGUUUGCCCUUGAUAAAGAUACCGUCACCAAUGUAUCUCCUCGAAUCAUUCGUGGUGUGACAUCAGGUCACAACUUUGGACCACAACAGGGUUGCUUCCUCAACAUUGAACUUAUCUCAGAAAAAUGCGCCGACUACUGGUGCACAUCAAUCAAGGAACUUAAGAAAGAUUUCCCGACCAAGGUUAUCAUUGCCAGUAUAAUGUGUUCGUACAAUGAGAAAGAUUGGGUUGAACUUGCAACCAUGGCAGAAAAAUCAGGGGCUGAUGCUUUGGAACUGAAUCUUUCAUGUCCGCAUGGUAUGGGUGAAUCAGGUAUGGGAUUAGCUUGUGGGCAGAAACCUGAAUUGGUGAAAGGUAUUUCCCAAUGGGUCCGGAAAACGGUCAAAAUCCCAUUCUUUAUUAAACUAACUCCUAAUAUUACUGACAUCGUUACUAUUGCUACUGCUGCUAAGGAAGGUGGCGCUGACGGCGUGUCCGCCAUUAAUACUGUCUCCGGAUUAAUGAAUCUUAAAGCCGAUGCCAGCCCAUGGCCUGCUGUGGGCAUUGAUAGAAGAACAACCUAUGGAGGUGUAAGUGGAAAUGCUACACGCCCAAUGGCACUUAGAGCUAUAACAGCCAUCGGGAAUGCCUUACCAGGUUUCCCAAUUUUAGGAAUUGGAGGUAUUGACUCCGCAGAAGUAGCGUUGCAGUUCCUGCAAGCAGGUUCAACUGUUCUGCAAGUAUGCAGCGCUGUGCAAAAUCAGGACUUUACUGUCGUUGAAGAUUAUUGCACCGGGUUGAAAGCUUUAUUAUAUUUGGAGAACAGACUCCCUGGUUGGGACGGUCAAAGCCCACCUACCUACAAACACCAGCUAGGUAAACCCAUUCCAAGCCUAUAUGAUGCUAAUGGUAAAAAAUUGCCGCACUUUGGACGUUACCGAGAAGAACGUAGCAAACAAAUGGCUAGAUUACACGUGAAUGCAAACGGAGAAAUAGUUUCUGUUAACCAAAGUGGUAUCCAAGAUCCACCACCGACAAAUGGAGUAAAAGUACCCAAAUUAAAGGAUGUCAUUGGCAGAGCAUUGAAACAUGUUGGUCCCUACAAAGCGCUAGACAACAAGAAGCAAGUGGUUGCCUUGAUCGAUGACGAUAUGUGUAUAAACUGUGGAAAAUGUUACAUGGCCUGCAAUGAUUCGGGUUAUCAGGCCAUUCGAUUUGAUGCCGAAACACAUAUUCCAAAGGUCACCGACGACUGCACAGGCUGCACGAUGUGUUUGUCCGUUUGUCCUAUCAUUGAUUGCAUCAAUAUGGUGCCGAAAACUAUACCACACGUUAUCAAACGUGGCAUUCCAGUUCAAAAGUUGAUGCCGGUUCAUCCUUUAGACAAUUAUUCUCCAGUUAAUUAAGAAUAGUUACUUUUUGAUAGUUUGUGGAUUUGUAAAAUCAAUACAAAACAAAAUAAAGAAUAACUGCAUUAAAA
Dalotia coriaria is the source of this 3311-nucleotide messenger RNA. It is a transcript of the gene su(r), whose product is annotated as dihydropyrimidine dehydrogenase su(r). The record is from RefSeq and is a predicted model, not a curated record. Gene Ontology annotation, cellular component: cytosol; cytoplasm. Gene Ontology annotation, molecular function: uracil binding; dihydropyrimidine dehydrogenase (NADP+) activity; iron-sulfur cluster binding. Bases 145 to 3237 code for a protein of 1030 amino acids. Lineage: Eukaryota; Metazoa; Arthropoda; Insecta; Coleoptera; Staphylinidae. The transcript is spliced from 7 exons. Gene Ontology annotation, biological process: uracil catabolic process; thymine catabolic process.